CUCCAAGACGCAUACACCCCUCUGCAUCCGGUUAACCUCAAGUCUGAUCUGCAGCACCAUCAAUACAAAAUGGCGAACCCAUACGCACGCAACCCUGGCCUCGCCAACACCUACAUGACUCUCGACCAGAGGGGCAAGGUGCAGGCCGAGUACAUCUGGAUCGACGGCGAUGGCGAGAUCCGCGGCAAGACCACCACGGUCGACAGCCCGGUCAACUCAAUCAAGGACCUGAAGGAGUGGAACUUUGACGGUUCCUCCACCAACCAGGCGCCCGGCGGCAACUCGGAUGUCUACCUGCGCCCGGCGGCCAUGUUCCCAGAUCCGUUCCGUCUGGGUGACAACAUCAUCGUGCUCGCCGAGUGCUACAACAACGACGGCACGCCCAACAAGAGCAACCACCGGUACGCCUGCAAGAAAAUCAUGGACCAGGUUACCGCCCAGAAGCCAUGGUUCGGCAUCGAGCAGGAGUACUCGCUGUUCGACAUGGAUGACAAGCCCUACGGCUGGCCCAAGGGCGGCUUCCCCGGUCCCCAAGGCCCAUACUACUGCGGUGUCGGUGCCGGCAAAGUUUACGCACGUGACCUCGUCGAGGCCCACUACCGCGCUUGCAUGUACGCUGGCGUCAACAUCUCCGGCAUCAACGCCGAGGUCAUGCCUGCACAGUGGGAGUUCCAGGUGGGUCCGUGUGAGGGCAUUUCCAUGGGCGACCAUUUGGUCAUGGCAAGAUAUCUGCUCAUUCGCAUCGCCGAAGAGUGGGGCGUCAAGGUAUCCUUCCACCCCAAGGCUGUUCCCGGCGACUGGAACGGAGCUGGCUGCCACACCAACUACUCGACAGAAGACAUGCGCAACCCGGGCGGUAUGAAGGCUAUCGACGAUGCCAUCGAAAAACUGUCCAAGCGGCACGAGGCUCAUAUCGCGGUCUACGGCGCGGACAAUGAAAAGCGUCUCACCGGCAAACAUGAAACCGGCCAUAUUGGCCAGUUCAGCGCCGGUGUCGCCAACCGCGGCGCGAGUAUCCGUAUUCCGCGCCACGUCGCGGCGCAGGGCUACGGCUACCUCGAGGACCGCAGGCCGGCGUCCAACAUUGACCCAUACCAGGUCACUGGCAUCAUCGCUGAGACAACGCUGCUGCAAUAAGCGACUCAUCGAUAUCUGCUGCCUCUGUUUCGUUUCUAACUUUUUGCGCGGGCUGGGAAGACACGAGCGCCUAUGGGCGAGCGAGAGCGACGAGGAAAAGAGCUCGUAGAGGCAAUGAUACGCGGCCUUGGAGGGAGAAGAGGAAAGAGACUAUCUUGAACAGGACAGGUCAAACAGAAAGAGUGGACAGCGGGAAAAAAAUAAAGAGUCAGGUUUCCUCUUUCUUGAUAAUGUGUCGCUUUUCUCUUUCGUGUCCAACUGUACAUUCCCUAUUUCAAUGAUUCAACGCCUGCUUGCGAUCACGUGCCA
This is a messenger RNA of Tilletiaria anomala UBC 951, 1446 nucleotides long. RefSeq names its product putative GLN1-glutamate--ammonia ligase. The transcript has 7 exons. Bases 70 to 1137 code for a protein of 355 amino acids. Gene Ontology annotation, molecular function: glutamine synthetase activity. The record is from RefSeq and is a predicted model, not a curated record. Gene Ontology annotation, cellular component: cytoplasm. Lineage: Eukaryota; Fungi; Basidiomycota; Exobasidiomycetes; Georgefischeriales; Tilletiariaceae.